AUGUUUGGGAAUCUUUUCGAGGAAGAGGAGGACGAAGACUUCUCUUCGUCCUCCUCAUUAAAAGGAAGAACGACAAAGGCAGCGGAGGAGCCACCUCCACCCCGAGGAAGAAGCAAUCUGUGCGGCAUCAAGAACCAGGGUGGGACGUGUUACCUGAACUCUCUGCUCCAGACCCUGCUCUUCACACCAGAAUUCAGAGAGGAGCUUUUCAGUUUGGGGCCAGAAGAAUUAGGAUGCCUGGAAGACAAAGACAAACCUGGGGCCAAGGUGAGAGUGAUCCCGCUGGAGCUCCAGAGACUGUUCGCUCGUCUGUUAUUGGUCGACCAGCAGAGCGCCUCCACGGCAGACCUCACGCACAGCUUUGGUUGGAACAGUAGUGAGGGAACAAAUCAGCACGAUGUGCAGGAGCUGAACAGGAUUCUGUUCAGUGCUUUAGAGCACUCCCUUGUGGGGACCACUGGUAGUGCAUUUAUUCAACAGCUCUACCACGGGACCAUUGUCAACAGCAUUGUCUGCAAGGAAUGUGGCAAUGUCAGUCAGAGACAGGAGGACUUCUUGGACCUGACUGUGUGUGUUUGUGGUCUGUCCAGCCUGGAGGAAGCUCUGUGGAACAUGUUUGUGGAGGAAGAGUUGUUUGAAGGCAACAACCUGUACCGCUGUGCACAGUGUGACACGCUGGUCACUGCUGCCAAGUCUGCCAAACUGAAGAAGCUCCCUCCGUUCAUGACGAUGUCUCUGCUGAGAUUCAGCUUUGAUUUUGCCAAAUGCGAGCGGUACAAAGAGACGGGACGCUACAGCUUCCCCUUCAGCAUCAACCUGCGACCCUUUUGUGAACAGACAGAUGGAGAGGACUCUGACUACUGCUACGAAUUAUCCUCUGUGAUCAUCCAUAAGGGCGGCUGUUACGGGGGUCAUUACCAUGUCUACAUCAGGGACAUUGACCAGAUGGGCAAUUGGGAGCCACCUGAGGAAGAAGACUGCAAACCUAGAAGUCAGAAAAAAGCCAAGGAUGAGGCCAAAGAUUUGUCUGAGCCAAAACUACAAGAAGACGACCCGCUGUCUGUCCUUACUGCCGUAAUUUCUCAGGAGCCAACGAAGAGCGUUCUGCUCGAUCAGCUCGGUCAGAAACUCAUGGAAAAGAUUGGUUUAUCCUGGAGCAAAAAGUUCCGAAAAGAACACGGGCCAAUAGGAAAGUUCCUGCAGUCCCACAAAGAAGUGUUCAUGUUGGUGUCAAAUGGAACCAGAGUUGCCCUGAGAGCAAACCUGCCAAGUCCAGUCUCCUCAGCCUCAGGAAAUGAGAUGACAGAGUCAGAUCCUUCAACAGUGUCAGACAUGGAAUCUGCCCAACAGCAGCAGCGAGGCACGGACCACAGGUUGAACACAGAACCAGAACCUGAACCUGAGCAGGGUAGCCACUGGUUUGACCUGAACGACUCCACAGUGACCUCCAUCAGACAGUCUGACAUAGAGAAGCAGUUCCAAGGCAAAGAAAGCGCCUACAUGCUGUUCUACAGGAAAACACAGCUGCACAGACCCACUGAAGCCUUGAAAAAUCCUCAGUAUAAAGUUCCUUCUCAUCUCGUGCAAGUGGCCCAGGAGGAGAACGCCAGAGUGCAAGAGUUACGUGAGAAGUUCGACGCCACCAAUAACACCGUGGAGCUGCGUUUGCACCUGGUUACCUCUUAUCGCCUGGAGAACGGAGCCCUGCAGCCAACACACAAAGACCAGAGUGGGAACACCAACCUCAGCUUUGACCGCAGGAAGACUGUGGGUGACCUGCGGUUAGCCAUUUACCAGAUGCAGGAGCUGUGGGAGGGAGACAUGGCUUUGACCGUGACCCGGAGUCUCCCAGCUGGUCUUCACCUCUACAACACUCUCACAGAUGACAGCGUCUCACUGUACAGUGCAGGAAUCCACACAAACACUGACCUAUUUGUGUGGAAUGGCAGAGAGGUGUGUGGGGAAACCGUCCUCUCUGGGGCGGAGUGGGAGCCAGUGCUGCUGACCGUGGUCCGACCCUUUUUGGAAGAAGAAGAAGAAGAGGAGGAGCAGGAGGUGGUGAAUGGUCUGGACUGUAGAGAAACAGGAGGUGCUUUUGAAAACGGAGGACCAGGACUGAAGAAGGAGGCCCGAGGUUUUUCCGGAGGGGUGACACUUGAAGAGGUGAAGGAGGCCCUGGGGGAGGCCAAGGACAGCCUGCUCUGCCAGGAGCAUAAGGGAGGAAAAAGAGCAGAGCAGGGAGCAGGAGAGGGAGGAGGUGCAAGUGGAUGGAGGGUGUUUCCUCCUGCUGACAUGCAGCGGACGCUGAAGGAGCUGUCGCUGAAGGAUGGAGACGCUCUGCUGGUGCUGGAGCCGCGGUCCUUGGACAGCAGUGUCUUCACCAGAGACGGUGAUGUCAUCACGGUGACCACACCGUCUGACUGCCGCUGGCUGCAGGUGGAGUUUCAGCCACAUGGGGGGGAGGAGGAGGAGGAGGAGGAGGAGGAGAGGGAUCCUGGGAAUGAGAGGAGGAGAGUCAAGGUUCCAGCAGCAGGGAACACGCUGCUGUGUGAGGUGAAGCUCAGAGCCGUGGAGGAGCUGCAGCUGCAGGAGGAGCUGCAGCUACAGGAGGAGCCUCCAGGUGUGGAGUACUGUCUGCGGCAGGUGGACUGCACUGGGAAACUCCUUUCUCCAGUGUGCGAGGAGCUGAGCGUUCGGGAUGCGGGGGUGCGACUCAUGACCACUCUGAUCCUCUGUCCGGGGAAUGCCCCCAGGUCAUCGCAGCUUUUCUUGCAUUUUAUUGUGGGAGCGGCGCCCUCUGCUGGCGUUGAGCUGGACAUCAUUGUGGAAAAGUCUUGUACUGUCAGAGAGUGUCUAAAGGUGAUGCUGGAUGCUGCUGGACUUGAGGGUUCCUGUUGGCAUUUGAGGAAACUGGAUUGGUGUGAAGAAGUCGGCGAACCACUCGUAGAUGAGGACAUGUCUUUGUCAGAGCUGAAGAUCAUCAGUGGUGAGACGUUGGUGGUCACAGAAGGAAAACUUCCUCCUAAGGGUUUCCUGACGUUGCCCACGUGGCUGUUUCUGGAGCCUCAUAUGAUGGAAACAGAACGUCCACAGGCUGACAGUGGACACGCAGAGGAACGUCUGCAGGUUUUAACAGAUCCUCAGUGUGGGGGGAACAUGGUGCAACUGAGGAACAUAGGACAGGUGGAGAUAUCAGAGGAGGCAACACUGGAGAAUCUCAAGACUCAGGUAUUGACACUUCCUGCUCUCCAGAGUGUGUGCAUCCCAACCACUGCGUUCAUGCGCAUCAGGCAGCUAGAGGGAGGGAGGUUAGGACAAAUCCUCAGAGGACAGCAGCAAACACUCAGGAAACUGAAGCUGAGCAGCGGCACGGCUCUCUGUGUGCAGCAGCUGCAGAAAGAGGAAGAUCUGGGGCCCAAAGAGUUGUUACUAACUGUGAAGAUGGGAGUACCAGGGGAGAGGAGUUACUACCCUCCAGAGGAGCUGGUGUGGGUCGCCUCCCAUGAUCCUUCACCUCGAUCUCUGUGCACAUUUCUGGCCGCACACUACGGCCUCUCACCUGACUCUCUGCUGUUGGCCAAACACCAGCCGGAAAAACACGUGUGGGAAGAAAUCUCCACCUGGAACCAGCAGAUUUCCAAGAAGAAGAAGAAGAAGAAAACUGAAUCUCUUCUUGGAGCACCGUUUCACAUUAAGGACGGGGAUAUAAUCGGUGUGAAGAACCUCUUGAUUGACAAAAACAGGGACUUCACCACCCAGGAGGAUGAGCAGGGUCAGCUGAGACUCAGGGAGCUGGUGGAGCAGCGCAGGAAAGGAGAAAACGCUGCAGGAUGUAACGGAGCCGGAUCACAGAAGAAGUCUAGGAAGCCAGAGGUGGCGCUGUCCAUUAACGUAGGGGUAUUUAGAUAGCACCUGACUCACAGGUGUGCAGGGACAAAUCACAACUACCUACAGUAUAUGAACCAGAACGUUCUCACAGACGCCACAGGACUGUUAGGACAAUCUAGUCUGGCAAUGUGCCAUUUUUCUUUAUCCAUUUUUUUCCAAACAAUUAAACAAACAUGAUUUUUCACUUUAGGCACAUGGACUUUGAAAAAAAAAAGCUUUAUUUCUAUGCAAUGUUAACUUUUUGUGUUUACUUGGUUGCAAUCAUGUCUUGAGUUUACUGGCCUAAAAGAGUACAAAAUGUGCGCGGUCUUCGAAUUGGGCCAAAUAGGACACGUCUGGUUCAGCUCACUUUGAAACCUGUGUGUGAAUCCACGAAGAGUCAAAUUAGAUCAUGUGUUAUUUUUAAUUAUUACGAAUUGCUGCACAAACAAGGUCUUUUGAGUAAAAGCGUGAGUUUAUAAUCUUAUAUUCUGGUAAAAACAAAAAAGUAUUAGACAGUUCAGCUGAUUCUACUUUGUUUUUGUUUCAUAUACCGUAUGAAAGCACGUGUAAACCUGACCCUGUCAAUCACAACAAAUCAUGGAACAAGAAAAUUAACUGCCGGUUGUAUUAUAAAGAAAUCAAUUUAUUAUAACUCUUUGCACAAAACCUACAACACUAGUACUAUCAUCAUCUCAUCCCAAACCCUGAACUAAAAUCUGUCCAAGAUCAACCUGCGAUUUAACUUUGGUUCAACAUCGAAAUCUUUGUACUUUGUCAAAGAACGUCGUUGGUUUUUACCAUUAGUCAACAAAUAAGUUGUUUUUUCUCAUGCUAAUUAUGCUAAGCUUUUUGAAUAUGAAUUAAAAUAUAAAAAUUAAUGAUGAACUUUCUGCCGUUCAAAGAUAAUCAUUUUAAUUUUGCGACGAAAUCAAUGUCAAUUUUUGUUUUGAUUGACUGUGGACUUUAACUUUAUGUAAACAGCUGAGAAGAGAGACUGGGCCUUAACAUGGAGGAGCAUCAGUGCUUCUCUGCUCUCCCUACCUCACUCUACCUCUCACUCUCCCUCUGCUGCCCUCACACGUGGUCUUUCCUCCCAAACUGAUGCCAUGUUUGAACUGUUUUGACUAUAAAUCUUUGGCUAUUUUAUAAGGGUGUCACAGGUGUCUGCAGGGUAAAGGUCUAUAUUUGCCUUAUUAAUUCUGACAUAUUCUUUAUUCAAGAGGGGAAAAAUACUAUCUAUUGUCACGGUAGAUAUGAUGCAUCUAGGUAAACCUGGGAACAAAACUCUUCAAAGCAAAAUAUUAUUUCAUAAAACCAGUUAUUUUACUUGUUUUGUCAUCUGUAUUUAAGUCAAUCCCUCUUUUUCAUCUAGGAAUAGUUGAGAAUUUAAUUUGCAUGCAGGAAAAAGUCCAUGGACAUUGACUACAGGGAUGUAAUGAGUAGAAAAGUAACUAAAUAAAGAUUACUGUAAUUGUUUUUUUUUUAAGUUUUUUUUUUCAUUGAAAGCAAUUUUGUCAAGUGAG
This is a messenger RNA of Cynoglossus semilaevis (tongue sole), 5393 nucleotides long. RefSeq names its product ubiquitin specific peptidase 40 (gene usp40). The record is from RefSeq and is a predicted model, not a curated record. Gene Ontology annotation, cellular component: cytosol; nucleus. Lineage: Eukaryota; Metazoa; Chordata; Actinopteri; Pleuronectiformes; Cynoglossidae. Gene Ontology annotation, molecular function: cysteine-type deubiquitinase activity. Gene Ontology annotation, biological process: protein deubiquitination.